GGUGCCGUUCUUGCCGGUAGCAACCUAACGUUGACUUAGCUCAAACUUAAGUCCAUCUGAAGUGGGCACUUUUCUCAACCUCAUUUAAAUUUUUGUUUUUCGUGCGGUACUGGUGCGCCGAUUUUGUUUCUGACAGAUGAGACCCUGGAUUUGAUGCUUGAUUUGCUUUUUUAAUAAGAUCAGACUUACACACACAAAAAAAACUUCGGGAUCUUGUCAGUCCAUGCACUGGUUAUUUUUUAAACUCGUACAGUGUUGCUCUGUCGUGUCUGCUAUUCAGAGCAGAGGAACUUCUCUGUUGUCGCUGAUCCUGAAGUAAGAUCACGGUGGGCCCGCAGGUUUAAAUUUCAGAAAUUAUGGACAUGGAGGUCGUAAAGAUCAGUGAUGAUAGCAGAAACGUAGAAGGAAGAUUCAUAAGUGCCAGUUUUGACGACAGUGAAUUAAUAAUUGAAGUUUGCUCGGAAAUCAUUGAUGGAGAUGAGGAGGCCGAAGUGGUCGACGAACACGAUGAAAUUUCCACUCAAAGUGAGGAUGAUCAUGCUGAUGAGCGCAGUCCUGUCGGAGAGAUCGAUGAGAUUGUAGGAGAAAACGUGGAAGAGCAGAAAAAUUCUAGGCCUGCAGUGGGUUCCACAUCGAAUGAGGAAUAUGAUGAACUGUGUGAUGCAGUGGAGAAGAGAGCAACAAAACUUGCUGAUAGUCCCGAAUGUGCUCGAGAUGAAGACCUGGAAAGUCUACCCAGCCAUGAGGAAGAGCUCCAAGAUGUUGGGCAGCAACAGCAGCAAAUGGAUAACACACACAUUGACCUUGUCACCCCAGAGCUGAGUGCCGAGGAAAAGGAAUCCAUGCCCAUGCCUCCGAGACUGUCUCACAAGAAGUCCCUCAAGAAGAAAAGUCCAUCGGCUGAGCACAGCAGAAAAAGUGGCAGGAAGCUGGAUUACCAGAGCUCUAACCAAGUGCCCGAGUACAGAGCUAUACGGAAGAAACUCCUUCCAAAAUCUAACCUCAAACCAUCCAAGAAAAAAACAAAGCAAAGCAGUAAGAAGAGGAAGCUACAAGAACGUACUGUCCACCAGGAGGGUACCUGGGUACAGUGUAUGCGCAGUGAGUGCUUGAAAUGGCGCUACCUGAGUGAAGUCACCGAUCCUUCUCUGCUACCCGAGUACUGGGUUUGUGAGAUGAACACAGAUCCCCAUCACAAUUCUUGCGAACAUCCUGAGGAAGAUUACCACUCAUUAAAGUUUGUCUUCACCAAGUUUGCCGAGGGAUCCAUUGUAUGGGCCAAGAUGCAGGGCUUCCCAUGGUGGCCAGCAAUGAUAGAGGAGGAUCCAGACACCGGAACUUACAUGGAACAAGAGGAUGAGAAUGCUUACCCUACCCACUACCACGUUGUGUUCUUGGACAGGAAUGUCUCCAGGACCUGGUUGAAAAGCACUUUUAUCAAGAAGUAUAACAUUGGAGAGGAUGAACAAACAUAUGCAAAGGGAAGAGACUACAAGCAUCAGGUUAGCCAAGCUGUUGCCAGAGCAAACAUGGCUCUUUCCAUGAAUAUACAGGAGCGAAUAUGCACAUUUGGUUUCAGUCACAACUUUAAAGGCAAAAUUGUGGAUAACUCACAAGAGUUUGCACAAGAGGAAACUAUAGAUUGUGACGCUGACCAAAUCGAGUCAGACGAGGAUGGUGAUGCCGAGUUGAGUCUUGAGAUGCUAGGCCUGGAUGUAGAUGACAUACUGGAGGAGGCAGAGGCUUUACUGAGUGAGGCAGGAGAAACAAUACAGUCUCUACAGGAGACUUCUCUCAAUGAAGAGGCUAAAAAGGAAACUAAAAAGAGAAGGAAAUCAAAGAAGGCUGUAGACGUAGAGGAAUGUACAGGCCAAAUAGAAAUGGAAGAAAAGACUAAAAGGCAACGUAAAGAUGUAUCUCCAAAAGAUGCUGAUGGCAACAAAAAGGAGAGAGAGAAAAAGAAAAGGAAAUCACGUCACCAUCACUCAAGGAAAGAAGCCACAGUUGUUGAUGACAGCACAACUUACGAACCUCAGGAACUGACACAACCCAAGAUCAACAGCAACAAGAUGAAAAGAGAAGAUGGUUCAACAAAGAGGGCUGAGAGGCCUCGGUCCAAGAAAAGCUGUUUUCUCAAAGACACAGCAAAAGAUAGUCAAGGGGAAGACAAAUUUAAAGUAAAUCAGUCUCACAUAAUUGAUACAGAUGCCAAUCCAAACGAAAAGAAAGGCCAAAAACCAAGGGUAAAGAAAUCAGCUGUUGAAGUAAUAUCCAAAACUCAAAGACUGAUGGCUCCAGCUGUGAUCUUGCCAAAGGCAGGAGAGUUGACUGAGAGAAGCUCCCCAGAAGACCCAUCUGAAGAACUACAAGAAUUUGGUAAAAGUGAUCCAAAUGCCGAACCAAAAGAAAAGAAAGUCAAAAGACCAAGGAUGAAGAAGCCUGCUAACAAUCUUGACCCCAAAGCUAAGAAAGUAAGAGCAAAAAAGCAAGGUGCCACACAGCUGAACUCAGAAAACUUCGACGAGACUGAUAACCCAAAAGAAGGAUCAAAGACAGUUCAAGAAGAUGGGAAAAGUGAUAACAGCUCCAAACCAAAAAUCAAGAAAUCAAGAGCCAAAAAGCCAUCUGCCGACAAGCCCAGGACAGAAGAUCUUCAGAUGGUUACUCCAGCAAAGAACACAGCAAAGUUUGCCAACAAGACUAAAUCUCAAAAAAAUCAAGAAGCAAAGGCCAAAAUAAAUUCACAUGAGGGUUGCCCAGAGAUGAAGUUGGCAUUCGAACCACCAUCCAGAAAUACAAGAGAAAAGAAACCAAAGAGGGCAUCAUUUGCAGUUCCCCUUAUAAAGAAAGAUAAUAUGCCAUCUGAUAAGAUUCAACGGGAAGCAACUACUGAAGAUGAACAGACUGAUAUCCUCAAAAUCCAAACCAAUGAUUCUGUGAUCACCAUGGAAGUUGAUGAGGAUAUUGAGAGAGGUCUUCAUUCUCAUCCAAAGCAGCAUGAGCUUGUUACAUCUCAGCUCACCAGUAACAGGAGUGGCACUGGAGGUGAUGAUAUGACCAGACAAAAGGUGAAGAAAUUUAGCAUCAAGACCAAAAGCGAUCUAUCCUCUCCCAAUUCAUCUACCCCCUCAUCGGGAAAGCCUGCGACGGAUGCAAACCGAGGAUCUAAGCCCAGUCCAAGUCUAAAUUGGGAUGCCGUCCACGUUUCUUCAAGUCAAAAGACAAGAAACAAGAAGCCUUGCAAGAGUCCAUCCAGGAAUGGUGCCUCCCAAAAAUUCAGCAUCAAACAUAAGACCCCAAUCUUGAAGGAUCCUUCAGCUGGGCCCUCUCAUUCGACAUCGGGGCAACUAAGGAGCAAGACAAGUCCAGAAAUCAAUGACAAUUCGGCUGCUGGAAUUGAAGCACCAAGUGUAAAUGUGCCCAUGGGAAAAAUGAAAAAAUGUGCUCCCAAGAAGUUCAGCGUCAAGCGCAAACCACAACCAGCAGCUCAAGAGGCAACCCGCUUAGAGCUGGGGAUUGAUGACAAGGACAGCAUUUUUCUUUCUCCUCCAAAGAAGAUGAAAGCUGAGCGAUAUAAGAUACCGGUUGAGGACAAAGAAGAGUUCCACCUUGGUCUGAAUGAGGAUCUCAUUGUAGACGAUGCUGCUUUGGUGAAGGAGAAGCAAGGAGAUGGGAAGGAUGAUGGGGAGGAUAGUGAUGACUUCAGCAUGGAAGAUCUAGAGGACUGGCCUGAGAAUUCUGAGAUGGUUGAUGAAGGAAAGCAAGGAGAUCCUAACAAACUCAAUGGUCUGACUACAAUUGCAGAUGCUAACUCACAGCCUGUUGAAGUAGUUGAGGAAUAGACACAUAUAUCCUCCUAUGGGCAUCAUAGCCUUUUUAUUAUUUGAGUACCUUCUUGUUACCAAAGGUUGAUUUGUUCAUUUAUUAUGUUCUGGUUUUCCUUCAGUUGUCGUGCAGAUGUUAACUUUAAUGAGAUGGAUCACCAACUAAGUCCUUUUGCAGUGAGAAAGCAGUUAAUUCACAAUGGCUGAUUCUUUCUUAUCAAGUAGAUUUGUGAGGGACUGGCCGGGGCCCUUAAAUAAGAUAAUCGAGUGUAAGAGGCAAAAGAACGAAGUACUAAAUAUGAAUAAUCAGUUGCCCAUGUAAAGAUGUUUCUCUUUGAAGGACACUGCUACCACUUAAGUAAUAUGCCAGAUGACCUGCCUUUGGUCAGUCUGUGAGUGAUGUUCUGAGCUAUCGACUCCAGAUACAGCAUCAAAUUUACCGAUAAAUGUAGAACUGUGUGUAAAAAAUCAUUCACAAGAAUUUGGAAGAUGAUGUUAAAACCAAAUGAAACAUCCCAAGUUUAUUUUACACAAAAUGAGUGUUGUUCAAGAGUUACCUUGUUGCUGUUAGCUGUUCCAUUUGGAAUUGUAUGAGCUUUUGGAAGUUGGUUGGUGCGAUCAUUGUCUGUCUUAAGUAUAUAGCACUCGAUACUGAGCGCUUAAUUUAUUGAGUUGCAGUGGAAAGAGAUACACCACUAGGUAGAAGGAAUUACAGAAUUUUAUUUGACGGUGCUGCUGGAAAGUGCAGAUUUUAACUGUACAUUGAAACUCACCUGCUGUAUGACAAUAUUUUAUUGUUGAAAUAAAAUCGUUUGAGGAAACAAAACGCGUCAUAUUGUUUGUAAUCUGCAUAUUAAAUACUUUAAACAAUUCGCACUCUUCAGUAAAUCAUUCGUAAAUCAGAAAUUUGCAUGUUAAUAGCUCUGGUUGUGCCUGAAAGGUCGCAAAACCACUCUGCACGAAACAUGUAUGCAAGCUGCCGAGAUAGUAAUAUAGCGCCCUCUAUCAAGAAUUUGUCGUGCGGG
Acanthaster planci (crown-of-thorns starfish) is the source of this 4849-nucleotide messenger RNA. RefSeq lists its product as uncharacterized. Lineage: Eukaryota; Metazoa; Echinodermata; Asteroidea; Valvatida; Acanthasteridae. The record is from RefSeq and is a predicted model, not a curated record. Gene Ontology annotation, cellular component: nucleus. Gene Ontology annotation, molecular function: zinc ion binding.